AUGUCUCCUCUCGGGUCCGCCUUUGGCGAGCCGCUCCUCCCGCGCGCGCCACCGCCAGGCGAUUGCUCGCGACGGCUCCGCCAGGCCGCCAUCCUGGCCUUCGGCACCCUCUCAACCGUGCAGCUUGGGCUGGGUGUCGGCUCAUUAAACAACCUCUGCUCGGACGCCUCCUCGUCGCUGCCUUGGUGUCCCGUCCUGGUGGCGGCGUUUGGCCUGGGCGGGCUGCUCGGUUCGGUAGUGAGUGCCCGCUGCGAUCGUCUCGCGCGCAAGGCGGUCCUCCUCCUCAGCCGCCUCCUCCUCCUGGCCUCAUCGCUCCUGCUCGCCGGCGGCUUCUUCACCUCUGGCCUUCCGAGCGGCCUCCUCUUGCUCACCGGCCGAGGCCUGCUCGGAGCGGCUUCCGGCAUCGCCACCGCCGUGACGCCGCUCCACCUCGCGGAGGUCAGCCCGGCGGAGAUUCGCAGCGUGGCCAGCGCGGCGCAAUCAGCUGGCGUCGCUAUCGGAAUCCUCCUGGCGCAGCUCGCGACGCUCGGCGGGCGAGAGGGUGGCGUCUACCUUCUUCCGGCGCUGUGCGCGGCGCUGGAACUGACGGUGCUGCCGCUCCUGCCCGAGUCGCCAACCCACGUCCUGCGUCGCUCCGGCUCGGCCGCGGCCCUCUCCCACCUGAUGACGCACCUGCACCUCUCCCACGCGGGCGCGGCCGCCCACACGGAGGCCCUGCGCUCCGAGUUGGCCGAGCAGUCGGGGGAGGGGCCCUUCUCGCCGCGGGAGCUCCUCUCCGCGCGCAGCUUGCGCAGGGAGCUGCUUCUCGCCGCCGCUGUCGCCCUCUCCGCCCAGCUUUGCGGCGCCAGCUUAUCAUCUCCCCCCCCUCUCUAUCUCGAUCUCGAGAGAGAGAGGCUCAACUUGGGCCUCCCUCCCCCCGACCCCUCCCCGGGCCUCGCCGUAGGCUGCGACUGCCUCUUCUACUACUCGACGCUCGUCUUCACCCGCUCCGGCCUCUCCCACCCCCGAGCGGCGACCGCCUGCCUCGGGGUCGUCAACCUGGCGGCCGCGCCGCUCGCGGGACCGCUGCGCAGCCGCGUGCCGCGCCGGACCCUGCUGCUGCUCACGUGGGCAGGCAUGAGCGCGAGCUACGCCGCCGCCGCAGUAGCAGCCAUGGCGGGCGGCAAGUCUCUCCUCGCCGCGCCGCUCGCGUGCGCGCUGGUUUGCUACGCCCUCGGGCCGGGCAGCCUCGGAGGCUUCCUCGCCGCAUCGCUCUUCCCCAUGUACGCAAAAGACGCGGCGAUGACCCUCACAGUGGCGCUCAACUGGGCGGCGACGAGCGCGACCGCCCUCGCCUUCCCCGCCCUCCACGGCCUGCUCGGCGCGCACACUUUCCUCGCGCUCGCCGCCCUCUCCGCCCUCUCGGGCGCCGCCGGGGACCGCUUUGUGACCGGCUCCGCGAAAUCGGGAGGCGAGACGUGA
Emiliania huxleyi CCMP1516 is the source of this 1461-nucleotide messenger RNA. RefSeq lists its product as hypothetical. Gene Ontology annotation, biological process: monosaccharide transmembrane transport. The transcript is spliced from 2 exons. Bases 1 to 1461 code for a protein of 486 amino acids. The record is from RefSeq and is a predicted model, not a curated record. Gene Ontology annotation, cellular component: membrane. Gene Ontology annotation, molecular function: hexose transmembrane transporter activity. Lineage: Eukaryota; Haptophyta; Isochrysidales; Noelaerhabdaceae.